Messenger RNA from Fibroporia radiculosa, 1974 nucleotides. RefSeq lists its product as uncharacterized. NCBI's taxonomy places the organism in Eukaryota, Fungi, Basidiomycota, Agaricomycetes, Polyporales, Fibroporiaceae. The record is from RefSeq and is a predicted model, not a curated record. The transcript has 5 exons. Gene Ontology annotation, molecular function: protein serine/threonine kinase activity; ATP binding. Bases 1 to 1974 code for a protein of 657 amino acids.
AUGUCUUCACACACCCAGGCUCAAGGAGAAAUCAUCAUGGAUGGCCAAUUCGACGAUGCGCCCGAGGAUGGCACUCCAGCUCCUGCCAACCCUCGGUCGGGACAUGCCUAUAUUGAUCAAGACGGUUUACUCGAUUGGUCGUCCGAGUCUGGUGACGAGCUUGACGAUGUGGACGCCUUUGAGCAGGAGGAAGACGACAUGGAGGCUGCGGCUUUCCAUACCCUCCGCGCUGAAGACGAAGACUGGGAGAUCGCGGAACGAGACUUCACCAAGCAAUACAACCGCAUUAGACAGCACGUCGCCGUACGCACAGGCGCAGCGCGCGGCGUCGUGUCUUCCAUCGAUACCCGUUCGGCAGUCGCCUCGCUCCCCGCAGUUAAUCGCCCACGCCAAACGCGGGCGGGGGGAGCGAAGGCCGCUGCCUCAGGGGUUCUCCGUGCGAACGACAAAACUGCUGAUCAGCUGCAGGCCUUGUCGAAGUACUCGUCACGCAUCCGGAAUAUCGACAUGCCGUACGUACUCGGGGUUGGCGUCAAUCGAAAGGGCCCCUCCGCGACCGCGAACAUGAAAGACAAGAGCGACCGGGCGACGAGCGAGCAGGUGCUCGAUCCGAGGACAAGGAUUAUUUUGUUCAAGAUGAUCGGAAGAGGCUUGCUUUUCGAAGUAAAUGGUCGGCAUAAUCCUCGAAAGAUGGUCCGGCUGUGGGCUGAAAAAGAGAUGAGGAAUCUCAAACGUCUCCGUGCGGCAGGGAUACCUUGUCCAGAGCCUGUGGAAGUUCGAGAAAACGUUCUCGUGAUGGGAUUCGUUGGCGAUCAAGAAGGCUGGGCUUCCCCGCGCCUCAAGGACGCUGACAUACCCAAUACCGCGCUCCCGGACCUGUACGUCGAACUCCUGCGAAUGGUGCGCCGAAUAUUCCUGGAAUGCAAACUCGUACAUGCCGAUCUGUCCGAAUACAAUGUUCUUUAUUAUAUCAAAGGUAGUGCGCCUGCCUUCUCCCAUCCUGAAAUAGAUGCUCCUCCUCCGGCCGCCCAGACGCAGGAAACAGCUGCGGCGGAGACAAGAUCGGAAGGCGAGACCGAAGCACGCGGGCACCUCUACAUCAUCGAUGUCUCGCAGUCCGUCGAGCAUGAUCACCCGCACGCGUUUGACUUCCUCCGUUCUGACCUGCGCAACGUCGAAGAUUUUUUUGAGAAGCGCGGAGUCCCCUGUGUCGGACUGCGUCGCGCCUUCGAGUUCGUGACUCGCGAUGCGCUUGCUCCGUCCGUCACUCCGUCCUCUGCGGAGCCUUCAAGCAAGCUCGCUGAUGAAGAGGCCGUCCUCCGUCAGUGGAUGGAGGAGCCCGACACCCUCCCGCAGACAGAGGUAGUGGUCGAGGGCGACGAGUCUGCUCCGCCUGUCCUAGGCGCGUCAGCAGCGUCGGUCAAUGCGGCACAUGAGGACUCGGUGUUCCUGCGGUCGUACAUCCCCCGGACGUUGAACGAGGUGUACGACCCCGAGCGCGACGUAGGCGCGCUGAGCCGGGGUGAGGGCGGGGAUCUGAUUUACAAAGACAUGAUCGGCGUCGUCGGCCCGCGGGAAAACCCAGGCGCGGACGGUGUGGAGCACCGAGACGAUCAGACGCACCUACGGGAGCAAGAAGGGGCAGAUGGAGGGUGGGCGGCGGCGAGGGGAAGUCUGAGCGUGCGUUUCGCCCGGGAGGGGGCCGGCGACGGUGCGGAUGAUGAGGACGCGGAUGCGAGUAGCGGUAGCGCGUCGGACGAUGCGGCAGACGAGCCCGACGAGAGCGGGUCGUCCGCCUCACACGGGAACGGCGAAUUCGAGGAACGGCGACCGCGAGGGCAUCGCCACGAAGAUAAGGAUGCCAAGAAGGAGCGGAAAAAAGCUGUGAAGGAAGAAGCGCGCGAGAAGCGGAAACACAAAAUUCCGAAGGCGGAGAAGAAGCGGAAAGUCAAGACGACUGCGAGAGGCGGUUGA